Messenger RNA from Zychaea mexicana, 1005 nucleotides. RefSeq names its product phosphatidic acid phosphatase type 2/haloperoxidase. Bases 1 to 1005 code for a protein of 334 amino acids. NCBI's taxonomy places the organism in Eukaryota, Fungi, Mucoromycota, Mucoromycetes, Mucorales, Lichtheimiaceae. The record is from RefSeq and is a predicted model, not a curated record. Gene Ontology annotation, cellular component: endoplasmic reticulum membrane. The transcript is spliced from 7 exons. Gene Ontology annotation, molecular function: sphingosine-1-phosphate phosphatase activity.
AUGGGCAGAGUGGUGUUCAAAACGGUUGAGGCCGACAUUGAUGCUGGCACUCAUGAUGAACGUCUUUACGAUAAAGCUCUGAAUUCAUGGCGCUCAAAAUUACGUCGUUGGCUAAUUCCGCUUGUUCGAGCCGAGACACCUUAUAUCGCAAAACUACAGAGCAACAUUCGAACACCUGUUCUCGAUCACUAUUUCUUAUGGACGGCCAAUCUUGGAACUCACACGUUUUUCAUGAUCUUUUUACCCAUUUUGAUUUGGUUUGAUUCUAGUCAAAUGGCCAAAAGCAUAGCAUGCAUGGCAGCGUUUGGUGUUUUUACAUCCGGAUUUGUAAAGGAUCUCGUAUGCCUUCCACGACCAUUAUCUCCGCCUGUGCACCGACUUAGCAUGUCCAGCUCAACCUCUUUAGAAUAUGGCUUCCCAUCCACCCACUCGACCAACUCAGUCUCAGCCGCACUGUUUAUGAUAUCACUUGCAUGCGAGUCACACAGUUCCGACUCGCCCCUGCGCGUAAUUUGCAUCAUUGGCGCGUUUGUCUAUGCAGCGAGCAUUGUCUUUGGCAGAAUCUAUUGCGGAAUGCAUAGUCUCACAGAUGUGGUCGGUGGUGCCAUCUUGGCCUACUUCUUGUAUUGGGUCCAGUGGACAUUUAGAACCGAAUUCAACAGCAUUUUUACAGCUGACACGGUUAUACCCGUCAUUGUGGCCAUCGUCAUUUGUCUCUCGCUAGUUGGCCUUCAUGUUUGCUUUAUGGGCGUAUUGAUUGGUGUGUUUCCCGGUGGCUGGUUAUGCCAUCACUCGGAUUACUGCACUAUGGGCCAGGAAACCCUCGCCUUGACCCAGUCCACCAUGCUCGUGGCUGCUUUUGUGGUGCUGAGUAAGCUCGUUUUGGGUGUUGCCACCUUAUUUAUUUGGCGUAUUGUGGUCAAGAAAACGUGCUAUUUCAUCUUACCACCUAUUUACCGGGCAUUUAAUCUUCCACACCGCAAAUUUGAAAUUGGCGCUAGGUAA